Darwinula stevensoni is the source of this 2911-nucleotide messenger RNA. The record is from the annotation of a GenBank genome assembly. NCBI's taxonomy places the organism in Eukaryota, Metazoa, Arthropoda, Ostracoda, Podocopida, Darwinulidae.
UAUUUUUGGAUGGGUGUAGAGCAAUGCAAGCAAGAUAAAGAGGACAGGAGUGGAUUAAAUGUGGGCAAGGAAAGAUGAGUGCAUUGGCCAGAUCUCAUCACCUGCUGAGGCAUCGGAGACUGGUCGGAGUCGUUGUCUCUGGACAGCCAAACAGGUCGGUGGCCAUGGUUGUCGCUCGCAUCCUGCGAGGAGCGCUCAAGAUCCGAUAUCUCAUCCUCGGUGGGGCUGUUGGUGGAGGCUAUCAACUGCAAAAGACUUAUGACAAGUGGAGGGAGUCUGUGCCUGAUAUGUCAUGGAUGAAGGAACUGAUGCCAUCAACAGAGACUGUGGAUUCCUUCAGAGCUUCCCUCAGCAAUAUGGGACAGAAAUUUAAGGGAACCAUCAGCAGUCUGGAUGUUGAUCCCAAGUGGAGAGAGUUUGGUGAUGAGAAAUACUCCCAGUUGAAGAAAUGGUUUGAUCAGCGCCUUGAAGAUGCCAUAGAAGCAGCAAAGGAAGCAGAUGAGGUCCGGGCCAGUGCAGAAAUGGAAUAUGAAACAGAUGUGUUCUCAGUGAAGGCGGCCCACAAGGAGGAACAAAGAGACCCAACUAGAGAGAGACUGGAGAGCCUGGAAGCUGAACUCAUGGCAGUCCAACUCAAGUACCAGCGGGAAUUGGAGAAAGUGGAGAAGGAGAAUCGGGAACUGAGACGGCAGCUUCUCUUGCGGGGCAAGGAGGCCUCUAGCAAGAAACACAUCAAGAAAUCCUUGAUUGACAUGUACUCGGAAGUCCUGGAUGAGUUGAGUGGUUAUGACUCUAACUACAACGUUCAAGAUCACCUCCCACGAGUAGUAGUUGUGGGUGAUCAGAGUUCUGGCAAGACUUCAGUAUUAGAGAUGAUUGCAGGAGCUAGGAUAUUCCCCAGAGGAGCAGGAGAGAUGAUGACCCGAGCUCCAGUCCAAGUGACCCUCAGUGAGGGUCCUUAUCAUAUUGCUCAGUUCAAGGACAGCUCCAGGGAAUACGAUCUCGCAAAGGAGAGCGACCUGGCUGCUCUUUGUCAAGAUGUGGAAUACCGGAUGCGAAACAGCGUCCGGCCUGGGAAGACCAUCAGUAACGAAGUGAUCUCGAUGACCGUCAAAGGACCUGGGCUACAACGCAUGGUCCUUGUUGAUCUUCCUGGCAUCAUCAGUACGGUAACAACUGAGAUGGCUUCUGACACGCGUGAGAACAUCCGACAGAUCUCCCAGGCCUACAUGGCAAACCCAAAUGCCAUCAUUCUCUGCAUCCAAGAUGGUUCCAUAGAUGCCGAGAGGAGUAACGUCACAGACCUAGUGUCACAGAUGGAUCCUCAGGGGAAGCGGACAAUUUUUGUUCUCACCAAAGUCGACAUGGCUGAGGAGAAUCUUGCCAGUCCUGACCGAAUAAAGAAGGCACUGAGUGGACUUCUCUUUCCCAUGAGAGCACUAGGGUAUUUUGCUGUGGUUACUGGGAAAGGGAAUCGCAAUGACACCAUUGAGGAGAUCCGAUCCCACGAGGAAAAGUUUUUCAAGAGUUCUCAGCUCUUCCGGCAUGGGCUGGUGAAUUCAACUCAACUGACAACCCGGAACCUGAGCUUUGCAGUAUCAGAAUGUUUUUGGAAGAUGGUGCAGGACACAGUGGAACAGCAGGCUGAUGCCUUCAAGGCCACUCGCUUCAACUUGGAAACAGAAUGGAAGAACAAAUAUCCCAGAUUGCGAGAACUAGAUCGAGACGAGCUGUUUGACAAAGGUCGAGGAGAGAUCUUGGAUGAUGUUGUGGCUCUGGGCCAAGUUAGUCCCAAGCAAUGGGAAGAUGCACUGAAGGAAAGGCUAUGGUCUCAUCUUGCAACUUACGUCUUUGAUCAGAUCUACCUCCCGGCAGCACAAACUCAUGAAUCGGGCACAUUCAACACGACAGUAGACAUAAAGUUGAAGCAGUGGGCCGACGGUCAGCUGCCGCGAAAGUGCGUGGAACUCGGCUGGCAGACCCUCCAAGACGUUUUCUGGGGUCUCCUCUCCAAGAGCCUGGAAGCCCGGGACCACGACACCAUCUUCGAUCAGUUGAAGAAGUCCGUCGUUCAGGAGUCGUUCCAGAGGCAUCAAUGGGAGGAUAAGGCCAAGGAUAUCCUCAGAGUCAUCCAGCUGAACGCCCUGGAGGACCGUUCCAUCAAGGAUAAAUCGGAUUGGGAUGCGGCCAUCAAGUUCCUCGAUGGCUCGAUUCAGCAAAACCUCCAGGUGGUGGUAGAAACAACUGUCAACGAUAUGGUGGGUCCUGGAAUCAUGGAUCAAUGGCUCAAAUGGCAGUCUCCUUCCCCCGAACAAAAGCUUCGGUCAGCCAUCGGCAAGGAACUGGAGAAACUCCUGAAUACUGAUGCUCACCACUCGCCGCACUUAUCGUACGAGGAAGUGUCCAUGGUGAGGAAGAACCUAGCGACGAGUCAAAGUUUGGAGGUGGACAACGACCUCGUCCGUCAGACGUGGGUUCCCGUCUUCCGGAAACAUUUCCUCGGGCUGAGCCUCAAGAACGUGGGCGACUGUCGUCGGAGCUUUUACCAGUAUCAACACGGCCUAGAAUCCGAGGUGGACUGCAAUGCGGUGGUGCUAUUUUGGCGGAUCCAGCAGAUGCUGCAGGUGACGGCCAAUUCCCUGCGUCAGCAGAUCAUGAAUCGCGAAGCCAGGCGCUUGGAGCGAGAGGUCAAGUCGGUCCUGGAGGACUUCAGCCAGGAUUGCGACAAGAAGAAAGAGCUUCUGACCGGGCGAAGGGUCCAGCUUGCCGAGGAACUCAAGCGAGUCCGCGAGAUUCAAGAGAGGCUGGAGGAAUUCAUCAACGCUUUGAGCUCCGAGAAGUAAAAUCGUCGCCGUGCCUUGUGAUUCAUUCCCUCUAAAGAGAUUUUUUCUUUCAAAUAAAUUGUUACUAG